This is a messenger RNA of Aspergillus affinis, 960 nucleotides long. RefSeq lists its product as uncharacterized. The coding region runs from base 1 to 960 and encodes 319 amino acids. The record is from RefSeq and is a predicted model, not a curated record. NCBI's taxonomy places the organism in Eukaryota, Fungi, Ascomycota, Eurotiomycetes, Eurotiales, Aspergillaceae. The transcript is spliced from 3 exons.
AUGCCCCCCGAGAUCAACCCUCUCCCUCUCUCCUCCCCGAGAACUCGUCCGCGAGCAGCAACGGCAACGCAACCAACCACAUCUCCAUCCGCUUCGUCCCGUCGGCCAUCCCAAGUCAUGGCCCCUCCGUCUAUUUCGCUCGGUCCGAGCGAUCAGGAAAACGUCCGAGCAGCGUCGGGUCCCUUGCGCCAUCCCAAACCCCUCACCCCGUCCGAUCUCCAUUCUAUGCUGGAGCAAGAACAGGAAGCAAUGGUCAAUCGUUUAUCGAGAGAACUAUCUACCCUUCGCCAACAAACGGCUUCCGUCGCAUCUACAACGUCGUCGGCCUCGACCAGCUUCAACGAUUCUUCGGUCGAUGCUCUCCACUCAUCAUCGCACUUCAUUAACACAGUCCACCCAACUGCGUCUCGACGCCAUCGCUCCUCUUCCAGUCUGAGCUCCUCUUAUAUCCCCGCCGUCCAGGGCUCAAGGGCAGGGAGCGUUGCCGGGAUCGCACCGUCGCGGGACGUUGGUCUAGCGUCCCCACGCCAGGGGGAUCCUAUGCGACCGGGUCGAAGUCGGGAGCCAUCUUUGACCUCGUCUCGACCGUCCGAAGGGGCCCUGUCAUCAUUUUCCCCGUCGUCCUCUCAACAUUUACCUCAUCAAUCCCUUGAUCAAUCAUCGCAUUUCCCAACCGUACCCACGCAUGCUCAUCGUAGCUCUCUUACCCAGCAACGAUCUCGAACCGCUUCUACCGCUUCCCGUCCCGACGAGAUUGCACACCAACGGGCGGAACUCGAAGUAAUCCGACGGGAGAAUGACGCACUACGACGUCGGGUCCGAGAACUCGAGUCCACCUUGAAACAGCACCGCGAAAAAGAGUCGACUCCGACGAUCUCGACCGCCAGCGGGACGUCUGCGCUCACCGAUAGUUUACGAAAAACUUCCUUGACCGAAUCGAACGAAGACAUAAAUUCCUAA